Messenger RNA from Ilex paraguariensis (yerba mate), 501 nucleotides. Lineage: Eukaryota; Viridiplantae; Streptophyta; Magnoliopsida; Aquifoliales; Aquifoliaceae. The record is from the annotation of a GenBank genome assembly.
AUGCUGGUGAAACGAGAUUCUCUUGCCACUGGGUCUUGGAAUAUUCAGGAUGAAAUACGAAGAGUGCGCUCCAAGGCUACAGAAGAUCUACUACGCACCCUUCCAUCCACAAAAAUUGAUCUCUCUUCAUAUGCUCUAGAGCCUAAAAAUACUGAAAAUGCCUCGGUGGCUGAUAAAGCAGUAGCGAGUAUGGAAGAUAAAGCACACGUGUUAAAUGCUUUAACCACAACAAAACCAAUAGAUGCAUCUCUAAACUUUGCCUCAGGAACAGGUCCUUAUCAUGGCUCUCCUCCAGUUUUGGAGAUGGCACAAGAUGGCUCACGGAAUGAUGCUGUGUCACCCAAUGCAGCUACUUCUGUUACAGAACGAAAUCAGGAUUUGACUGCCAAUCCAACUGCUGAGGGAGGAGGUGCUGCCAUAAAGUCUCGUGAAUCUAUGAAUCUAGAGUUUGGAACAAGGCAGCUUGCUGGAUAUUCAUGUGCAAUUGCACCAGUGUUGUAA